AUGGCAUAAAUAUAAGAUAAUUCAGAAAUCAUUCAACCAAUCUUUUAAAAAUUAAAAGAAACCUUUAAUACUCACAAAACAAAGUGUAUUAAAUUUAGAAAAGCUUAACUCAGAAAUUUAUUAAAAGGCCUUGAUGAAAUGGAAUAAGAAUUUCAUAUAGCUUUAGAAAAGGAUUUGGGAGUGACUAUUUUCAGUAGUUAAAUGACUUCAACAAUUGUAACUAAGGUAGAAGUUGAAAAUUAAUUGGCACAUAUUGAUGAAUGGAGUAAAGAAGAAAAUGUAGAUACACCAUUUGUAAUUAUUAUUUUUUUUAUUUUAUAGGUAAUUGGGCCUGGGUCAUCAAAAAUAAUUUAUGAACCUUUAGGAGUAGUUUUGGUAAUAGCUGCAUGGAAUUAUCCACUUUACACAGGAAUUCCUCCUAUGGCUGCUGCAAUUGCUGCAGGAAAUUGUGUUAUUCUUAAACCAUCAGAAAUUGCUCCACACUCUUCUCAAGUUAUGUACAAUUUAGUUACAAAGUAUCUUGAUUAAUCUUGUUAUGCAGUUAUAUAAGGAGGUGUAGAAGUUUCAAAGAAGAUUACUACACUUCCAUUUGAUUUAAUUAUAUUUACAGGAAGCCCAGAGAAAGGUAAAUUGGUCGCCAGAGCUGCAAGUGAAAAUUUAGUGCCAUGUAUAUUAGAAUUAGGUGGUAAAUCACCAACUAUAGUCGAUAAAGAUUGUAGUUUAAAUGUUACAGUUUAGAGAAUUAUUUAAGGUAGAUUUAUAAAUGCAGGUUAAACUUGUGUUGCUUGUGAUUAUGUGUUUGUACAUUAAUCUAUUAAAGAUGCCUUUAUUAAUGAGAUGAAGACUGAAUUAAAAAGAUUUUUUGGAGAAAACCCUUAAAAAUCAAAUGAUUAUUCUAAAAUUGUGACUGAAUUUCAUACAUAAAGAUUAAAAGAACUUCUUAAAGAUCAUAAUGGAUAAGUAGUUGUAGGAGGUUAAGUAAAUGUAGAUCAAAGAUAUGUUGAACCUACUAUCAUUUUAUAACCAUAAGUCUAAUCUAAAUUAAUGACUGAAGAAAUAUUUGGUCCCAUUCUUCCUGUGCUUACAUUCGAUAAUAUUAAUGAAGUCAUUCAAUUUAUAAAUUCUAGACCCAAACCAUUGGCUUUGUAUUAUUAUGGAAGCAGUAGCAAAAAUAAAAAACUACUAGAAUAAUAAACUUCAUCUGGUGCUAUAGUACAUAAUGAUUCCUUAUUUCAUUUAUUGAGUAUAUGUAAUUAUUAUAUUAGAUCCAAAUUUACCUUUUGGUGGUGUUGGAAAUAGUGGUUAUGGUGCCUAUCAUGGUAUUACAGGAUUCAAAAGUUGUUGUCAUGCAAAACCUGUAUUUACUAAAUCUACUUUGAAUAUAUAUCCAUUCAAUAUUAGAUAUCCUCCAUUUACUAAAAAUAAGUUAUAAACAUUGUCAUUAUUGUAUAAAUAAUUAAUAUAUCUAAUAGUUUCAAAUUUGCUGAGUUACCUUAAAGACAUGUAGUUAAUGCAACUCUAUUUGUUUCUUUUCUGGUUGCUUUAAAGUUGGCCUAAAAGAAAGGCUAUUUAAAAAGAUUAUUAGAAAUAUCCAAGCCUUAUGUUGAAAAAGUAUGGAAGGAAACAAAUUUAUGA
This is a messenger RNA of Paramecium pentaurelia, 1635 nucleotides long. The record is from the annotation of a GenBank genome assembly. NCBI's taxonomy places the organism in Eukaryota, Ciliophora, Oligohymenophorea, Peniculida, Parameciidae.